This is a messenger RNA of Amoebophrya sp. A25, 373 nucleotides long. The record is from the annotation of a GenBank genome assembly. NCBI's taxonomy places the organism in Eukaryota, Dinophyceae, Syndiniales, Amoebophryaceae.
CAUGUUUCCACUGACCCUUACAGGCGGCGCUUGACAAGAACCUAGCGACCUACUUGGCGGACGACAGUUUGACUGAUACUCUGUUGGGUCAAUUCUUGGCCCUGGGACCGGGUAAACCGCAAUUUCAAGUAACGGUUCCGAGCGCAAUGAGCACGUUAGUGGAGCACAGGUCCAAUGAGUCCCUCACGGACCUGCUGUGGCAGUGCUACAAUGCGGGAGCUAAAGCGGAUCUCCUUUUUGCGCUAGCCAUGAGCGAGCUGGGAAUGCGGUUCCCUGGACUGGUUUCACUCGACCAGAUCUACGAUGUGGUGUAUUCGGACUCUACGAUCCGUGAGCAGAUUUACGGCGGAUCAUACAAGCAGGUGACUACGUA